CGCAGCCGCGCCGGGACGGACAUGGCGCCGCAAAAGGACAGAAAGUCGAAAAAGGCCACGUGGAAGUUCUGCCUGGACUUGACCCAUCCCGUCGAAGAUGGCAUCUUUGACUCCGGGAAUUUCGAGCAGUUCCUAAAGGAGAAGGUUAAGGUCAACGGGAAAACCGGCAACUUGGGGAACACUGUUCACAUUGAACGCCUCAAGAACAAGAUCACGGUGACGUCCGAGAAGCAGUUUUCUAAAAGGUACCUAAAAUACCUCACAAAGAAGUAUCUCAAGAAGAACAAUCUUCGUGACUGGCUUCGUGUGGUGGCCUCUGACAAGGAGACGUACGAACUGCGCUACUUCCAGAUCAGUCAGGACGAGGAAGGAUCGGAGUCUGAGGAAUAAAUGAAGCCUCGCUUUAUGCUCAAUACAGUGUACAAAAGACUACAACAUCUAUUUAUGAGAACACUUUAACUUAUUGGCUAAUAAAGAUUUUGUACUCUGUUUGA
Molecule: messenger RNA, 494 nt
Organism: Nothoprocta perdicaria
Lineage: Eukaryota; Metazoa; Chordata; Aves; Tinamiformes; Tinamidae
Gene: RPL22L1
Product: ribosomal protein L22 like 1
Exons: 4
Coding region: 22-390 (122 amino acids)
Biological process (GO): cytoplasmic translation
Cellular component (GO): ribosome
Molecular function (GO): structural constituent of ribosome; RNA binding
Source: RefSeq, a predicted model, not a curated record